CGUCGAUUCGUAACCGCGUGACCAUAAAAAAAACUACAUUUCCCGACUGUCUUUGCGCUCGCCUGCGUGUGUGUCAGUGUGGUGUGUCCGCGCCCGCGCGCCACGACUCGACUGGAUUCGAGGUGGAGAGGCAGCGGCGAGCGACAACCCUAGUGAAACGGGGAGGGCAGUAGACUGAAGUAGACGUCACUUCGUAGCAGCACGCCGGUCGACCUGGUUCAGGCCUGUUACAGCUAUCGAGCGAGGCCAUUUCUCUGGCAUCUGCUCAGCCCAGAGUUUUAGCUUUUGAAGAUGGUGAAGUCAGACAUUUACACUCUGGCCCAUCACCUUAAGCAGGAGCGUCUAUAUGUGAACUCUGAGAAGCAGCUGCUGCAACGUCUCAAUACAGAUGUUUUGAAAACUGCUGAAAAGCUUUACCGAACUGCAUGGAUUGCUAAACAGCAGAGAAUCAACCUUGACAGGCUUAUUUUGACCAGCACUGAUGCUUCCCCUGCAGAAUGUUGCCAGCAUGCUAAACUCUUGGAGGAUACUCAGUUUGUCGAUGGCUAUAAAACACUUGGCUUCCAGGAGACAGUUUAUGGGGAGUUCCUCCACCGGGUGAGGGAAAAUCCUCGCUUGGUGGCUUCCUGUUUGGUGGCGGGUGAGAAGCUCAACCAGGAGCAUAUGCAUAGUGUAAUUCACACUGUCUUCACUUCACUGUAUGGGAACUGUAUCAUGCAAGAAGAUGAGAACUAUCUCCUACAGGUACUGCGCUACCUGAUUGAAUUUGGGCUGAAAGAGAGCGAAGAUCCACGACGGCGCUUGAGGAGUGGUACUUGUGCAUUCAGCAUCCUAUUCAGGCUGUUUUCUGAGGGUGUAUACUCUGCAAAGCUCUUCUUAACAGCCACCUUACAUGAGCCUAUAAUGCAGCUGCUUGUGGAAGAUGAAGAUUACUUGGAGAGAGACCCCAACAAGGUGGCAGAGCGUAUUUCUGGUCCUCAAAUAGAGAAGCUUGGUGGGAAAGGGUCCAACAUUUAUAAGGCCAAAGUGCAAGAGAUGAUUGAGUCAAAUGAGGCAAAGCUGGUGGCACUUGUAAACAAGUUUAUUGGCUACUUGAAACAAAACACAUAUUGCUUUCCUCACAGCCUACGAUGGAUUGUGUCUCAAAUGUACAAAACUCUCUCCUGUGUAGAAAGGUUGGAUAUUACAGAAGUGCGUGCAAUGUGUACUGAUCUCCUGCUGGUUUUCUUCAUCUGUCCUGCUAUUGUCAACCCAGAGCAGUAUGGAAUCAUUUCAGAUGCCCCAAUUAACGAGGUGGCCAGAUUUAAUCUGAUGCAGGUGGGCCAGCUGUUGCAGCAGUUAGCUAUGGGCAGCACAGAUGAAGGAGACCCACGCAUGAAAGGAAGCCUUUCCAAGUUUGAUAAAGGUUGUGUGGCAGCUUUUCUGGAUGUGAUCAUUGGUGGUCGUGCAGUAGACACUCCUCCAAUGUCUUCUAUGAACCUCCUUGAUGGGUUGACAAGGACUGUGGUUUACAUCACUCACAAUCAACUCCUCACAUUGGUGGAUUUUGCUAGAAAUGUGAUGUCCGGAGAUCAGCUGCGUGAUGAAGAUCGAAUUGCUCUAGAGAACUUGCUGACAAAUGUACCUCAUGUCCGAGGUGGGAAAAGCAACAGCCUGGAAAUGACACCGUCUAACACUCCACAACUAUCUCCAGCCACUACACCUGCCAACAAGAAAAGAUUGCCCAUAGGACAACAGUUAGCUGCAAUUACCAGCUGGGAACCUUCUGCCAACACUCUGACUGCACAUAUACCCUUAGUAACACCAUUUGCAGCCUCACGGAGCAGAAGCAAAUCCAACAUUGCCUUGGAGCAGCAACCAGACCAAGAAGCUAGCUCGCAGGAAUCUAUCCAGGACCUUUUGCCAGAGGAAGUCCUUGUUAUCUCUUUGGGCACAGCACCACAAAUUUCUCCAGGAAUGAUGUCAGAAAAUGAGGUGUUGAACAUGCACAUGGGUGAUGGAGCACAAGGUGAGGUUCCAGUGGAUGACACCAAACUUCAUGGCAAACCAGACAAGACACUGCGUUUCUCAUUGUGCAGUGACAACCUAGAAGGAAUAUCUGAAGGCCCUUCAAACCGUUCAAAUUCUGUAUCUUCAUUGGAUCUUGAAGGAGAGUCUGUUUCAGAAUUAGGAGCUGGUCCUUCAGGAAGCAAUGGUGUGGAAGCAUUACAGCUUCUGGAACAUGAGCAAGCCACCACACAAGACAAUCUGGAUGACAAGCUGCGAAAAUUUGAAAUAAGAGACAUGAUGGGUCUGACAGACGACAGAGAUAUUUCUGAGACUGUAAGUGAAACAUGGAGUACAGAUGUUUUGGGCAGCGACUUUGACCCCAACAUCGACGAAGAUAGACUACAGGAAAUUGCAGGUGCAGCUGCUGAAAACAUGUUGGGCAGUCUGUUAUGCUUGCCAGGCCCUGGUUCAGUGCUUCUUGAUGCAUGCACGGGAUCCACUAUAUCAGAGACCACCAGUGAAGCCUGGAGUGUGGAAGUCUUGCCUAGUGAUUCUGAAGCUCCAGAUGUGAAACAGGAGGAACGCCUGCAAGAACUUGAAAGUUGCUCCGGAUUGGGUAGUACUUCAGAUGACACGGAUGUGCGUGAAGUUAGUUCUCGGCCUAGCACACCUGGUCUCAGUGUUGUUUCAGGGAUAAGUGCUACAUCAGAGGACAUUCCCAAUAAAAUUGAAGAUCUGAGGUCAGAGUGCAGUUCUGAUUUUGGAGGAAAGGAUUCUGUAACGAGUCCUGAAGCAGACGAUUCUGGACAUGGCUCUCACCACUUGACAUCUCCUCCUUCACAAGCUGACUCUUUGCUUGCUAUGUUUGACCCCCUUUCUACAUGUGAAGGGUCAUUAGCACCUGCAGUUGUACGUCCCAAGGUUCAUUAUGCCCGACCUCCUCACCCUCCUCCAGAUCCCCCAAUUCCUGAACUGUUUCCCGUAAUCCAAGAGGCUAGAUUGCCCAUGUUUGGCCCACAUGGUGUGCUGCCAGUUGACUUGGAGCAGAACAAACAACGUCAUUCCUAUCCAGACAGACUAGUGAGGAGCAAGAGUUCAGACAUAGUGCCUGCUUCCCGAAGGCCCACCAGUGACCCCAGCUGGAACAGACGUGCUCCCAAUGAAGAGAGAGACACUACAGUAGGAACUUCUGCUGCAUUUGUUACAGGACCAUCCUCUUCCCCUAGUAAAGAUUCACUAAAAGGAGAGGCAGAAGAGAGGAAAGAUAGUGAUGAUGAAAAAUCAGAUAGGAGCAGACCUUGGUGGAAAAAGCGCUUUGUCUCUGCCAUUCCAAAAGUGCUGUAUUGGACUACAGAAAGUGAAGUUACAGCACCUAUUACGUUCAGGAAAAAGGACAAACAAGAUAAAGACAGGGAAGAUCAAUGUCCUGAGCGCUGCCCACAUAUUGAUGAGUCUUCAUCCCGUUUGAAUGCCCAAGCCCAGGCUGCUGCUGCUGAGGAUAUUCUAGAUAAAUACAGGAAUGCCAUCAAGAGGUCAAGCCCCAGUGAAGUAACAACUUCAGCAACUUAUGAAGGACCUGCAAUUGCUGAAGGAGAAAGCAUCCACGACUCACCUAGAGAAGAAAUUAUACAAAACAUCUCUGCAGAUGACUUACCAGAUUCUGCAAGCCAGACAGCACAGCCAUUAGAUUCGAAGUUCUCCUUCAGUGAUGCCAAGAAGAAACUAAGGAUGUCACUUUGCUCUGCUGAUUCAGUCGUCUUUCCUAUAAUGACUCACACAACAACAAGAAAUGGUCUACCUGACCAUACAGAUACUGAAGAUAAUGAGAUUGUCUGUUUCCUGAAAGUCCAGCUUGCAGAAGCUAUAAACCUUCAGGACAAAAACCUCAUGGCUCAGAUCCAGGAGACAAUGCGCUGUGUCAGUCGGUUUGAUAGUCGAACGUGUCGGAAACUGCUGGCUGCCAUUGCAGAAGAUUACAGAAAACGGGCACCUUAUAUUGCUUACUUGACUCGAUGUCGUCAGGGACUCCAGACCUCACAGGCUCAUUUGGAAAGACUCCUGCAGAGAGUACUGAGGGAUAAGGAGGUGGCCAACCGAUACUUCACCACAGUCUGUGUCAGACUACUAAUGAAGAGUAUGGAGAAACAAAUGGCAAGCUUUAUUGAAGCCUUCCAAAGGUUCACAGCUGCUGAUGACAAAACUGCUUCAGUAGAAGAUUUCUUGCGUUAUUUGUAUGGAGCCAUGGCUCAAGAUACUAUUUGGCAGAAUGCAAGUGAAGAUCAACUGCAGGAUGCACAAAUGGCUAUUGAGAGGAGUGUUAUGAAUCAAAUAUUCAAACUUGCCUUUUACCCAAACCAAGAUGGUGAUAGUUUACGAGAUCAAGUUUUGCAGGAACACAUUCAGCGUCUGUCUAAAGUUGUGACUGCUAAUCAUAAGGCUCUACAGAUCCCAGAGGUGUAUUUAAAAGAAGCCCCUUGGCCAUCUGCACAGGCAGAAAUUCGAACGAUGCGUGCUUACAAGACACCACGGGAUAAGCUGCAAUGUAUCCUUCGGAUGUGUUCAACUAUCAUGAAUCUUCUGAGUCUAGCCAAUGAGGACUCUGUACCCGGAGCAGACGAUUUUGUUCCUGUGUUGGUGUUUGUCUUAAUUAAGGCUAACCCUCCCUGCCUGCUGUCCACCAUCCAGUACAUCAAUAAUUUUUAUGCCAGCCGGAUGAGCGGAGAGGAAUCUUAUUGGUGGAUGCAGUUCACAGCAGCCGUUGAAUUCAUUAAAACCAUCGACGAUCGCAAGUGAUGCAGAAUGCCAGCUGCAUUAGCAGACUGUUAAGGGAGAAAAACAUGAGUUGUACUCACCAACUGCUUCCCAGGCAGAAGAAUUACUUUUUUAUUUUUGCUUGUAUAUUUGUACAUAAAGUAGAGGCAUUUAAAGAAAAUCAUAUAAGACUUGAUUGUUGGUUGUUUCUGUUUCAUAUUUUUUUUUAUUUCUGUCCUGUGUUGCUAACAGGUUAGCACUGAAAAAAGGGACCAUGCUUCUGCUAAUAUUUUUCUUUAAUUUUGGAGGAGCAAUGUCAUUUCCUCUUGUGCUGUGACCUGUCCCUUUUAAGUGAGCUUAAGCGCAAGCUUGGGAGUCACAAGGACUGGAAUGAAGUUAAGCUGGGUUAUCAGGCACGUGCUUCCCUUAAACUUGAGUAACCGACUCAAAGUAGUAUUUUGGGGAAAAAAAGAGAAGAUUAUAUCUGAAUGGGCAGCUUAUGGGCAAGUUAUGUGUCUUUGCUCUGCGUUACUGUACUGAAUGGUGCAGUUUCUGGUGGGGUUGUGGGGGCUGGUGAGGGUGGGGUUUGGAGCCACAGGGAAUCUUGUUAGGGGGCUCUGCCUGUAACCAGUGCCUUUGGGGAGACUGCAUCAUACCCUCCCCAUGUUCAAGUGGAACAUGUUGACCUGUGGAUUACUUCUUUGGGGUCUCCUUUCCCUUUGAGAUGUCAGCCCCCUCUGCUUUAGGGAGAAUCACAAUCAGGAUUCUGAUCCAGAUCUGUUUUAGAUGUUAAUAUAUUUUUUUGUAGGCGAAAGAAUGAAAUGUUAUAUCUUUAUUUAAAAAUGUUUUGCUCAUUAUGCAGAUCCUACCUCACCUUACUGAAAAAAUGUAAAGGUUAAGUAGAAAGCCAUUUUUAUCACAUGUAAGAAAACACUGAUACAUCUGAAGGUGAGGGCAGCCAUACUAGGAGGUGACAGUGGAGCAUGUCUGAUAGUUAAGACAGGAAAGGAGUUCUGAGGUUGCCGGUGGCACCCACUGGCAUUUCACAUGGAAAUUUGGCUGUGCACUGGUGGUCUUUAUAAAUUCAUGAUGCCAAAAACAGCUAUUCUUCCCCUGUACAUUAAAGAUAUACUCUUAAGGCAGACCCUUGCUGAUUUAUUAGGCUUUUAUUUUGUGAUUCCUAUCAAUGUUUCACCCUCUAUAAGCAGUUCAGGCAGAUAUUUUUUCAAAUUCUGCUCAUUAGUAUAAAGAGUUUUUAGGUUUGUUUCUGUUGUUGAAAUUAGACACAAAUUAGAGAAAGCUGGCUUUGUUUCAGAGGACCUCUUCAUUAUGCUUUUGUCUCCUUGCUCCCAUUUGUAUCAUUUUAUUGCCCAUACUUUUGUUUUUGUUCUCAGUUUUACAAAGUGCAACAUUUUGUUAGAAACAACAAUAGAAGCAGAAGCUGUCAGGAGUUUACUCAAUCCCAAAUAUUAUGUUAUAAUAAACUGAUGUUCUUUCAUUAUGAUCCCUUUUUUAUUCCCAGGAUGCCAGUUUUAUAGUCUUAUCACUGCUGAGAAGUUACUGAGUUGUUUUAUUUAUUUUUUCUUCAAAAAGUAGUAGAAAAUGAUUCAUCACAGGAUGUGUAGUCCAAAUUAAAUUGCCUGUGCAAAGCAGCUCAAUAUUUCAGUGGCAAUAGAAAGUUCAGAACUCACAAAAUUCAGGUCAAGGUGAGCCCUUUAAGGUCCUACAAAUGUGUAAUGUCACCGUCACUUUCAGACCCCAGAGCGAUGAACGGGUCAUUAUAAUGCCGACAAGGCUGCCAAGUUGGAGUAUUCCAUCGUUCAUCAUGGUUUUAUUAAAAAAAAUGUGCAUAUGAGAUGCAGUUUCUAAUUUUUGUCUAAUUAGUGACCUAGGUUCCUUAAUUGUCUAGCAAAUAAGGGAGUGGAUGAUAGUGACUCCUGAAUUUUUAAAUAUUUGAAGGGGAUAAAAUUAAUAGAAGAACACAACUUCAAAAAAUGUUUUUUUUUUAUUUUUGGGUGGGGAGGGAGGGGUUAAUAUUAAUAAUAACAAAAUUACACAUUAAAAUAUUUUCCUGAUUAUGUAGGAAAGCUUUGAGGGAGCAACUUCUGUACACACAAAACUCACCAGCUGAGGCUGUUGUGAGAAAGGCUGUGGGCCCCUCUGUACUAAAAACUAACAAUUGGUAGACGUGUAUUCAACACUUAAGCUUGCACAAUCCUGCCAAUAUGGGAAUAAUAUUGUCAUUAAUGUGAUUAAUGUAUUAUAGCCUUCUAAAGAUCAGAAUAAAAAGAGGUUUAUCUAAGAA
This is a messenger RNA of Erpetoichthys calabaricus (reedfish), 7045 nucleotides long. It is a transcript of the gene gapvd1, whose product is annotated as GTPase activating protein and VPS9 domains 1. Gene Ontology annotation, cellular component: endocytic vesicle; cytosol. The record is from RefSeq and is a predicted model, not a curated record. Gene Ontology annotation, biological process: vesicle-mediated transport; regulation of GTPase activity. Gene Ontology annotation, molecular function: small GTPase binding; guanyl-nucleotide exchange factor activity. Bases 292 to 4782 code for a protein of 1496 amino acids. Lineage: Eukaryota; Metazoa; Chordata; Cladistia; Polypteriformes; Polypteridae. The transcript is spliced from 28 exons.